GGAAAAAUGCCGGUUAUGAAAGGAUUACUGGCGCCGCAAAACACCUUCCUGGACACCAUCGCCACCCGUUUUGACGGAACACAGACGGGGUUUCGUUACGUUGGGUAGGCUGGUCACUAACUCCUGGCCUCAGGUGAUCUGCUGGCCUCAGCCUCCCAAAGUGCUGGGAUUACAGGUGUGAGCCACCGCGCCGGGAUCUCUGUUCUCCACUUCCGUAAUUCUGUCAUUUCAAGAACAUCAUAUAAAUGGAAUCAUAUAGUUCGUCCUCUGUAAAUUGUAUGGAAUGGGCUGUCAGGACUUGCAGUUCUCAAGAGCUAAGAUGAUUUGUCUGAGCAAAUGGUGAUGCACCCCAAAAGAGCCAACAGACUUGGCCAUGCUCUUUCAUGGAUGGCAACAUUAUCCAUGACUAACCAUAAAACAGGAGUGGUAUCAAGAGGCAUCAUUGACCAAAGCAGCACAUUUGAUCCCUCAAUCCACAGAUAGCAACUUCAUCCUCGCCAAUGCCCAGGUGGCUAAGGGUUUCCCUAUAGUCUACUGUUCCGAUGGCUUCUGCGAGCUUGCUGGAUUUGCCCGAACUGAAGUCAUGCAGAAGAGUUGUAGCUGCAAGUUCUUAUUUGGAGUUGAAACCAAUGAGCAACUGAUGCUUCAAAUAGAAAAGUCACUGGAGGAGAAAACAGAAUUCAAAGGAGAAAUUAUGUUCUACAAGAAAAAUGGGUCUCCAUUUUGGUGCCUACUGGAUAUUGUUCCCAUAAAGAAUGAAAAAGGAGAUGUAGUACUUUUUCUGGCCUCAUUCAAAGAUAUAACAGAUACAAAAGUGAAGAUUACUCCAGAAGAUAAAAAAGAAGACAAAGUCAAAGGAAGAUCAAGAGCAGGGACCCACUUUGACUCAGCCCGGAGACGGAGUCGAGCAGUCCUUUAUCACAUCUCUGGGCACCUGCAAAGAAGAGAAAAGAACAAAUUGAAAAUAAAUAACAAUGUUUUUGUAGAUAAACCAGCAUUUCCGGAGUAUAAAGUUUCUGAUGCAAAAAAGUCCAAAUUCAUACUUUUGCAUUUUAGCACUUUUAAAGCUGGCUGGGACUGGCUUAUUUUGUUGGCAACGUUUUAUGUUGCUGUGACUGUACCUUACAACGUUUGCUUUAUUGGCAAUGACGACCUAUCCACAACUCGGAGCACAACUGUCAGUGACAUUGCAGUGGAGAUCCUUUUUAUUAUAGCAGAUAUUAUUUUAAAUUUCCGAACAACUUAUGUCAGCAAAUCUGGCCAAGUUAUCUUUGAAGCAAGAUCAAUUUGCAUCCACUAUGUCACAACCUGGUUCAUCAUUGAUUUAAUCGCUGCCCUGCCUUUUGAUCUCCUGUAUGCUUUCAACGUCACAGUGGUGUCUCUUGUGCAUCUUCUAAAGACGGUGCGACUCUUGCGUCUUUUGCGUCUGCUGCAGAAGUUAGACCGCUAUUCCCAACACAGUACUAUCGUCCUGACUCUGCUCAUGUCCAUGUUUGCACUCCUUGCACACUGGAUGGCGUGUAUCUGGUAUGUCAUUGGAAAAAUGGAGAGGGAAGACAACAGCCUUCUGAAGUGGGAAGUUGGUUGGCUUCAUGAGUUGGGAAAGAGACUGGAAUCUCCGUACUAUGGCAACAAUACCUUGGGGGGCCCGUCGAUCCGAAGUGCCUAUAUUGCCGCGCUGUACUUCACGCUGAGCAGCCUCACCAGCGUGGGUUUUGGGAACGUCUCUGCUAAUACAGAUGCAGAAAAGAUCUUCUCCAUCUGCACCAUGCUGAUUGGUGCCUUGAUGCACGCCUUGGUGUUUGGAAACGUGACAGCAAUCAUACAGAGGAUGUACUCCAGAUGGUCCCUCUAUCACACUAGAACUAAGGAUCUGAAAGAUUUUAUCCGUGUCCAUCACCUGCCCCAACAGCUCAAGCAGAGGAUGCUCGAAUAUUUUCAAACAACCUGGUCAGUCAACAAUGGAAUAGAUUCAAAUGAGCUUUUGAAGGACUUUCCAGAUGAACUGCGUUCUGACAUCACUAUGCACUUGAACAAGGAGAUCUUACAGUUGUCCCUUUUUGAAUGUGCCAGCCGGGGCUGCCUCAGGUCUCUGUCUCUACACAUCAAAACCUCUUUCUGUGCUCCGGGGGAGUAUCUGCUGCGUCAAGGGGAUGCUUUGCAGGCCAUCUACUUUGUGUGCUCGGGCUCCAUGGAAGUUCUUAAAGACAGCAUGGUGCUGGCUAUUCUUGGGAAAGGGGAUUUAAUUGGAGCAAAUCUAUCAAUUAAGGACCAAGUGAUCAAGACCAAUGCAGAUGUAAAGGCUUUAACCUACUGUGAUCUCCAGUGCAUCAUCCUCAAAGGACUCUUUGAAGUGCUAGACCUUUACCCAGAAUAUGCUCACAAAUUCGUGGAAGACAUUCAGCAUGACCUCACAUACAACCUUCGAGAAGGUCAUGAGAGUGAUGUGAUAUCAAGACUAUCAAACAAAUCUACGGUCUCACAGUCAGAGCCCAAGGGAAACGGCAGCAUCAACAAGCGACUCCCAUCUAUUGUGGAAGAUGAGGAAGAGGAGGAGGAGGGGGAGGAAGAGGAGACAGCCUCUCUCUCUCCCAUCUGCACAAGGGGAUCUUCUUCACGCAACAAGAAGGUUGGAAGCAGUAAAACCUACCUGGGCUUAAGCUUAAAGCAACUGGCCUCGGGAACGGUGCCCUUUCACUCACCUAUCAGAGUCUCCAGGUCAAAUUCCCCCAAAACCAAGCAGGAAAUUGACCCCCCCAACCAUAAUAAAAGGAAAGAGAAGAACUUGAAAUUGCAACUUUCAACUUUGAAUAAUGCUGGACCCCCAGACCUCAGUCCAAGUAGGAUUGUUGAUGGAAUUGAAGAUGGAAACAGCAGUGAAGAAAGUCAGACUUUUGAUUUUGGCUCUGAACGAAUCAGAUCAGAGCCCAGAAUUUCUCCUCCUCUUGGAGAUCCAGAGAUUGGAGCUGCUGUUCUCUUCAUCAAAGCAGAGGAGACCAAGCAGCAGAUAAACAAACUCAACAGUGAGGUAACAACAUUGACUCAGGAAGUUUCUCAGUUGGGUAAAGACAUGAGAAAUGUGAUCCAGCUUCUGGAAAACGUUCUGUCACCUCAGCAGCCAUCACGGUUUUGCUCUCUGCACAGCACCUCUGUGUGUCCCUCCAGGGAGAGCUUACAGACCAGAAUGAGCUGGAGUGUGCACCAGCCUUGCCUACACUUGCAAACAGGCGGGGCUGCCUAUACGCAAGCACAACUUUGUAGCAGUAAUAUCACCUCAGACAUUUGGAGUGUGGAUCCCUCCUCUGUGGGGAGCAGCCCCCAACGAACUGGAGCUCAUGAGCAAAAUCCUGCAGACAGUGAACUUUAUCAUUCUCCAAGCCUUGAUUAUUCACCUUCCCACUACCAGGUUGUCCAAGAAGGUCAUUUGCAAUUUUUAAGGUGCAUCUCUCCACAUUCAGAUUCUACGCUGACACCUCUGCAGUCCAUUUCAGCAACUCUCUCAUCCUCUGUCUGCUCCUCUUCGGAGACAUCUUUGCACCUAGUUCUCCCAAGCAGAUCAGAGGAGGGCAGCUUCAGUCAGGGAACUGUGAGUUCCUUCAGUCUGGAAAACUUACCAGGAUCUUGGAACCAGGAAGGAAUGGCAUCAGCGCCUACAAAACCUUUGGAGAACUUUCCACUGGAAGUUGUCACAAGCACAGCAGAAGUGAAAGAUAACAAAGCCAUAAAUGUAUGAUAUUAGUGCCCAUGAAGCAGCUGCUAAUUUCAAACCUACCACUGCAUGACAGUUUUAGUUUGCCUUUUUUGCCUCUGGUGGGUAGGAAGACUGAGCAAAGCUGGGAAUCCUGCAGAAAAGAGUGUGAGGAGUCAGGGAAAGGCAGAACCACCUCCAUGCUGUAGCAAACAAUUUCUAGAUGCUAGAAGCAUAAUAGAAACAUUUUUCUGUACAGGUAUUAAACUACUGGUCUGUUUGACAGACAUUGGUAACAAUCCAAAGACCCUGAGGGUCUGAGCAGCUAGAAGUCCUAGACAAAGAAUUUGUGGAUGACUUUUGUCCCGGGUGGCUUUUGUGAAGUGUGGCAAAGGUUUUUCAUGAGUGCCUGAUUGUCAUUCCUGAACAAUAUCCAUAGCACUGUUGGCCUCAGGAGUGUACAGCUCCUGCUGAUCUAUUUUUCUUUUUGUGAAGGCAAAGGGACAAUUAUCACUGCAUGUCAUCUCCUAGACAAUCAGUCAAAUAGAACUGGUGGCCAAUUGUUAGCUAUUCGCACGUUAUUUGCCAUGUAAAUGAAAACGUCUUUAUUUAUCAAAAAAACACAGAGGCUAUUUUUAUAUCCUUGGUAUGAAAUAUGUAUUUAAACUAUUUAAAUAUUUAUAAAGAAAUGAAUGUUUUCUUUUCAUUUUGGUAAAAAAAAAAAAGCUUGCUGUUUUAACAAGAAAUGCACUACUGUUGUGUAUAGUAGAUCAAAAAUUAUUUAUUACUAAGAGGAUGUAGUUUCCAAAGGAAUCCCCCAUUUUCUCUGCAUGUAGUUUGCAACAAAUGUAUUCUCAUGCUUCUGGAUUAUAAAAGAAAAGUGAAGUCAUAUUUUGUUGAUGAAAUAAAAACAUGGACUGAGUGUCAACUACAUGAGCUUUGGCAUGGGGGUAGACAGGCUCCAUCUAGGCUCUGCCGACUCAUGUCAAUGACCUGAUUCAAGGUCGUUGUGCCAGCAGAAAUGUCUGUCCUCUAGGCAUCAUAUUUUGUGGCUCAAGAAUUCAAAAUGGGUCUGUGGACAUAGGGCAAUUUUGGACUCAAAGUGAGGGAGAAAACCUGGGUGUGUCCUUUCCCAGUGCUUUUCUUUUACAAGAGGUAGUAGACCAGUGGAAAUCCCCAAAUGGAGCCAAGACUUCUGAGCUGUAACUUGUGGGAGUAAUACCAGCUUGCAGUGGGUCAGCACUUUACCUUUUUUCUUUAAGGCUCCACAACGCUAUGCAGUGCAGUUGUUUUCAUUCCUAUUUUUCAUAAAUCUCAGGGGAAGCCCCAGAGAUUACACAGUUAGGAAUGCUGACACAGUCUAGAAUCCAUAAUGUUCCCUACAUCUCUCACUAACAGGCAAAUUCAGAUGCUGGGAUUGGCAAUGAUUUAAGCACCUUCACUUAAGUUUUAUGUUAUGUUUUAGAGCAGUUAUGGUCUAAUUGUCUUGGACAUUUUGGGAAGACAUAUUGGGUUCACAUUCUGGAGUUCUCUAUUUUCCACCACAAAGAAUAAACAAUCUGAGAAUUGUAUCAUUAAAAGUAUCUAAACACA
This is a messenger RNA of Cercocebus atys (sooty mangabey), 5281 nucleotides long. It is a transcript of the gene KCNH8, whose product is annotated as potassium channel, voltage gated eag related subfamily H, member 8. The coding region runs from base 584 to 3733 and encodes 1049 amino acids. NCBI's taxonomy places the organism in Eukaryota, Metazoa, Chordata, Mammalia, Primates, Cercopithecidae. The record is from RefSeq and is a predicted model, not a curated record. Gene Ontology annotation, molecular function: voltage-gated potassium channel activity. Gene Ontology annotation, biological process: potassium ion transmembrane transport; regulation of membrane potential. The transcript is spliced from 19 exons. Gene Ontology annotation, cellular component: membrane.